This is a messenger RNA of Elaeis guineensis (African oil palm), 1468 nucleotides long. RefSeq names its product NDR1/HIN1-like protein 6. The record is from RefSeq and is a predicted model, not a curated record. Gene Ontology annotation, biological process: defense response to other organism. Gene Ontology annotation, cellular component: plasma membrane. Lineage: Eukaryota; Viridiplantae; Streptophyta; Magnoliopsida; Arecales; Arecaceae.
AGCUUCAAACAAGACCCGUUUCAAUUGAGAAAAACCAAAGCGCAGCCAUGGCCGAGCACCAGAGAAUCCACCCGGUCGACGUCGAGGCCCCAUCGCCGGCGGCGCCGCUCGUCCCACGAGGCAUCUCGAGAUCCGACAAGGGCGAUCCGGCCGCCGUCGGCGGGCAGUACCCGCCUUACCGCCGCACAAUCCCGGUCUCUCACUCUAGACCCCCGAAAAGGCGACGGAGCUGCUGCUGCAAGUGUCUAUGCUGCACCAUUCUCACCAUCAUCAUCCUUAUCAUCCUCGUCGCCGCCACCAUCGGCAUCCUCUACCUCAUCUUCAACCCCAAACUGCCGAAAUACUCCGUCGACCGCCUCACUGUCUCCGCCUUCACCGUCGACACCAACCUCAAGGCGCAUGCGAGCUUCGACGUGACGGUGACGGCCGAGAACCCGAACAAGGGGAUCGGAAUAUACUACGAGGGUGGGUCGCACCUGAGCGUGUGGUACUCGGGUUUCAGCCUGUGUGAGGGGGUGUUCCCGGAGUUUUAUCAGGGGCACCGGAACACGACGGUGCUGACGGUGGUGAUGACGGGGGAGGCGCAGCUGGGGAGUACGGAGAUGGCGGCGCUGCAGCAGCAGCAGACGACGGGGAUGGUGCCGCUGGACUUCAAGGGGGACGUGCCGGUGAGGUUAAAGCUGGGGAGUCUCAAGCUGUGGAAGGUGACGUCCAGGGUCAGGUGUAACCUGGUUGUGGAUAGUUUGACGGCUAAUAACCGGAUUCAGAUCAGGUCUAGCAGUUGCAAGUUUAGGUUGAAGCUGUGAGCUUUUGGUUUAUUUUUCUAAUUUGAUCGUCUUAUUUUUACUCCUUUAUUUGUUAUUAUCGUUGGUAUGAUUCUUAGAUUUUAUGGGAGGAUUUUAUGUAGGGAUUUUAUUUUUGGUGGUGGUUGAUACUAGCGAGUGGAGGUUAUUUAUGCUUGCAUUCCUUCUUUUUUUUUUUUUUAUGUCGAUUUAUUUAGCAUUUAAUAGUAAUAGCAUGUUACCAGAACCUUAAUUGUGUGGAUGAUUGUUUCUUUUUCAUGUCGAUUUAUGAUUGCAUUUAAUAGUAAUAGCAUUUCUUUUUUAUGUCGAUUUAUGAUUGUAACAAAUAUACGUUUCCUUUUUAAAUUUUUUUUUAAGAUUCGGUCAGCGAUUUGGGUGGAGAAAAUUUUCGUGGAAGUGGCAAAAUGGCACUGGUGCCGGACAACAUCCAACUCACGGGGAGACGGGAGUUUUCUGACACCGGGCAAAAACACCCCAUGGGCGUCACGCUUAAAGCCCUCCCUAAUUUCAAGUUAAAAUGGGAAUCUUUUUGAAACUUCCAAUAGUAUUAGACUGAUUUUUUCAUAGAAAUCAGUUCUGUCAUCCUAUACGGUCCAUCCUAUCCUUGGCCUAAAUCUCAUCUAUAGAUCCGUUGGACCGUAGAAUGAAAAAAAGAUCUAUGAAAU